Alternaria incomplexa is the source of this 1089-nucleotide messenger RNA. RefSeq lists its product as uncharacterized. The transcript has a single exon. Bases 1 to 1089 code for a protein of 362 amino acids. The record is from RefSeq and is a predicted model, not a curated record. Lineage: Eukaryota; Fungi; Ascomycota; Dothideomycetes; Pleosporales; Pleosporaceae.
AUGGAUCCCUACGAUCUUACUAAUGAAGAAGGCCUUCAGCAAUACCUCGAAGCGAACCAAUUCCCAGCAGCUAGCGUUCAGCUCCUCUCAGGAGGCAAUGCAAAUUACGUCUUCCGCGUCACGAAGCACGACGGCUCCACGAGCAUCUUCAAACAUGCAGAGCCUGUUCUGAAACUCAACAAGGACUUUGCACUCGAUCCCGCCCGCAUGGAUUAUGAGGUCCGGAUUCUAGAAGCACUAUCUUCCACGAAGAGCCCUCUACCCACGAGCCCUAUCAACUCGCACGUACACGCGGCGAAGUUGUUGCACUAUGACCGAUCGGAAAAGCUACUCCAAAUCGAGGAUGGCGGUCGCCGUAACCUGAAGGACGCUUAUACGGACCCGAAGCUCGAUAUGUCGUCGAUUGGAGAGCAGCUUGCCAGAUGGCUCACUGCACUGCAUACUGCAGCAAGGAAUUUCUCGCUCGCCUCACCAGAUCAGGCUGCGGACAGCAAUAACAAUCCCAUUGCUGUCAGCGUGUACCGUUACUCGUACAACGAUCUGCACACCGCAUUGACGCAGUUUGGUCACGACCCCCAGCUUGCCGAUUUUGUCAACGAAAAGUUCGGCAGUCUACUCGCAACAGACGACGAGUGCAUCUGCCAUGGCGACUUCUGGCCUGGAAACAUCCUCGUCCGAGACCUUGAGUUGCAGCUGGUUGAGCUGACCGUCGUGGAUUGGGAGAUAGUGCGUCGUGGUACCAGCGCAACGGAUGUCGGUCAGUUCGCUGCCGAGGCAUUUCUUCUUGAUCGCUUUCGAGGUGGUAGAGGAUUGCUCAGUGCGUUCUUGAAUGCAUAUAUCACAGCUCGUGGGCACGCAGAGGUGCUCGGCAAGGCGUGGCUGACGAGGAUGGUGGUGCAUUGGGCAGUUCACAUUGCAUUCUGGCCGACUAGAAUUGCGUGGUCUGAUCCGGAAGAGACUAGGUCGCUCGUUGAUAUUGGCGUUGCUACUUUGCAGAAUGUCCUCAAUGACGAUUGGGAGAAGGUUCUGCAGUCACCGCUGUUGAGAGAUGUGAAGGAAGCGCACUCUACGCUAUUGUCUCGACCAUGA